Molecule: messenger RNA, 4680 nt
Organism: Leptopilina boulardi
Lineage: Eukaryota; Metazoa; Arthropoda; Insecta; Hymenoptera; Figitidae
Product: protein toll-like
Exons: 5
Coding region: 114-2144 (676 amino acids)
Molecular function (GO): protein binding
Source: RefSeq, a predicted model, not a curated record
GUUUUGUUUUAAAGCUUCUUAAAUAAAAGUAAUUUUAUUACGUUUAAAAAUAAAACGAACUGUAUAUAAUAUAUAAAAGUAAAAUAUAAGCAUACAGAAAUCAAUAAAAUACAAUGAAGAAUUUUUUGAGAUUGAUCUCAUUUUUUCUGAUAGUAAAAAUUAUUACAUCAUACAAUUGUUUUGAAAAUAAUAUAAAUUAUUGCACUUGUAAUGAUCUUGAUAAUGGAAUAAUUCAAUAUUCAUGUAUUGAUCCAAUGGAAAUGAAAAAUUCCAUCAAUUUACGACACUUUGAAAUUUCAAUUGGAACUUUUGAAACAACAAUAAAAUGCAUAAAUUCAGCAAGUUUAGAAAAUUUUCAUUAUGACUUUCGUUUUUUAAAAACUGAUUUAACAACAAUUGUUCUAGACAAUUGUAAUAUUAAUAGAAAAACAGAUAUAUCGAAAAUUAAAGAACUAACUGCCACUGAGUAUGUGAGCAAGAUUAAUUUAGUUAAUAAUUCUCAACUAAAUAAUAUUCUCAUUCAAAAUCCAUCUUAUGAAUUAUAUUCACUGCUUCGAUUAAAUAUUAUGGAUGAUAAUAAUUUAAAAUUAGUAAAUAUCAAACUAUUUCACAAUGUUCCUAAUAUUUAUUAUCUUACAAUAAAAAGAUGUUUUGUUCAAACAAUUACACCAAAUGCAUUUAUUAAUUUAAAACAAUUAAUAAAAUUGAAUUUAUCGCAAAAUAAAUUGAAAAAUAUUCCAUCGGAAAUAUUCAAUAGUUUACAUGAACUAACUGAUCUUGAUCUCAGUGGAAAUCAACUUGAAAUACUUGAUGAUAAAAUUUUUCAAAAUUUACAAGUUCUGAAGAAUUUGAAUCUUGAAAAAAAUAAACUCACAACAAUAUCAGAAUUUUUGUUAGACAAACUAUACAGUUUGGAAGAAUUUAAUGCAGCUGAAAAUUUAAUAUCCACAAUUCAUAAAAAUGCAUUUAUAAAAUUGUUAAAAUUAGAACGAAUAAAUCUAAGAAAAAAUAAUAUUACCGAUCUAACAAGCAUGAAUGAAAAAACAAUGACAAAUAUAGCUGUAUUUUGGAAUAACUAUUCAGUAUUUACUUUAUGUCAUAAUUUAAAAGAACUGGAUCUUUCCUACAAUAAUAUUCAACAAUUUUAUGACGAUUGGAUUGAAUUAACCGAAUUGAAAUUGAAUUCUUUAAAACUUUCUCACAAUCAGAUACCUUUUUUUAAAUUAUCCGAAAAAAAUUUGAAUAUGAAAUCAGAUUUUCACAUCAACUUGACCAGUAACAUGAUAAAAGGAAUUAAUUUAUUUUCCCUAUCAUCAUUAGAAUUUAAAACACCAUUUAAAAUGUAUAUAGACGCAAGAGAUAAUCCAAUUAUUUGCGAUUGUUUAAAUGACAAACUAUUACAGUACAUAAAGGGCAAUAUUGAAAGUAAAAUCUAUGAACAUUUAAAUAUUGAUACAACAAAUUUAAUAUGCAAUGGACCAGAAGAACAUGAGGGAAAAAUGUUGUCUGCUCUAAGCAUGCAUGAUUUAUCGUGUGAAGUAAAUGUAAAAAUUGACAAUAUAAAAGAAUCAUGUACUCCAAAGUAUUAUAUUGAAAAAAUGCUAACAAUAAUUAAUUGUGCUAAUAAUGAUUAUUCAUUGGUUCCGGAACAUCUUGGAAUUAUAGUUAGUUUCAGUAAUGAAAUUAAUUUAGAAAAUAAUAAUUUCGAAUAUAUUCCAGAAUUUAGUAUUGCCGAACAAAAAUCAAUUACAAAAUUAAAUCUUUCUGGAAAUAAAAUUAAAGGAAUCUCUGGUAUUGAAUUGUUUGAAAAUCUUCAGGUUUUAGAACUCAAGAAUAAUGAAAUAAGUAACUUAAGAAAUAAUGAUAUAUGGAUUUUUAAGAGUUUAAAAAAUCUCAAACACAUUACUCUGAGUGGUAAUCCUUUCAUUUGUGAUUCAAAUUUUAAUGUACUUAAAAAUUAUAUCAAAAUUGAGGAUAGAAAUAAUUUAACUUGUCAUGAUGAACCACUAAAAACAAUUGAGGAAGGAAAACAAAUAAUUUAUUCUGAAUAUGCAAAACUUUCGUUAUGUCAUCAAGAUAGAGAAGAGGUUGAGCAAAUUUGGGAAAAUACUUGUUCAAUCAAGGCAAAAAAUAAAGUGCUAUAAAUUAUGUUAUCACACUUUUAAAUAUAUCAAUUUUCUAUUUUCGGUAUUUUUAUCAUAUUCAAAUUAGGUAAUAAUUGACACACAUCGACCAAAUCAAUAUAUUAUCUACUUUAAAAGUGGCAAAAAAUAUCGAAAACAGAAAAGUGCUAUCACUGUAAAAAAAUCUUUAUGACAAUCAUCGAGAAAAUCGAGCUAUAAAAUAAAAAUUUUCAUUAGACAGAAUUUCAUUAUGUAGAAUUUAUUUUUAGCCGAAUUUUUAUUUCUUUGAAUUAUUAUUUAAGGUUAUAUGGGAACCUCCCACGUGACCUAGUAUAGGAAAAUGUGUUUUCGUAAUAUACAUCUUACUCUAAAACGAGAAAAUAUUUUUGUCUAAAAUUUUGAGGGAUGAUAGAUUUGGGUACAAGGAAUCUCGCUGUUCUCCGAAUAGUACAUAAUUUUGCGUUAAAUUAUUAAAAAAUGAAGUUUAAAAAAUGGCAUUUUCAAACAAAAAUGAAAAGAAACAUGGCGGCGCAUACACAGACGUUGCUUGAGUGUGUCAGUGCUCCAGUAAACAGCGCCAAUUCGAGCGAGUGGCCGCCGAAUGAACUAUGAUAAAACACAUUAUUCUACUAUUUAUUGCUUUAUUUUUAUUAUUUUUGCGUUAAGUUAUGGUAAAUGAGUAGAACAGCGAGAUUCCUUGUACCAAACUAAAUCAUUUCUCCUAAAUUUUAAACCGAAAUCAUUUUUUAUUUCAGAGAAAGUUUCAAACCACAAAAAAACGUCCUUUGCCCACAUACCCUUAACAAAUUUUAACUCAAAAUAAUUUUUUCCAAAAUUGUACAAUUGGAUCUGUCGAAUUUGGGUGUAAUAAAUUUUAAAUAUAUUUUUAGUUCUGUUAAAAACUACUUUUUAGUUUGAGAUUAUGUUAAUGGGUUGAACAUCCUUAAAGAAAAAAUAUUUAUAAAAAAUUUUUUUCCAUCUAAAAUUUUUAUUUAGAGGCCAUUCAAGUAUUACGUAAGCAUAUUUUCAAGGAUUUUGAACCCACUCCUCCCCCCAAAUAAGCAUAUUGUAAUGGAAAAAAUAAGAAUUUUAUAUGGUGCGUAAGCAACUGAGGAACCUCCCCCCCUCCCCCUUAGAUGCUUACGUAAUAUUUGAAUGACCUCUUACUCGAAUUUAUAUUUUACAGAAUUCUUAAUUUUAAAAUUUUUAUUUUACAGAAUUUUCACUUGAUCGAAUAAAUUUUAGAAAGAAAAACUAAAAAACCAAAUUUUUAUGCCAGAUAUUUAUGCGGACAAAUAAAAAGUUCUGUAAAUAGAAAAAUUCUGCGUUUUAAUAAUUCUGUAAAAUAUAAAUUCGAACAAAUGAAAAUUCGGAUAGAAAAAAAUUCUUUUUUAAUAUUUUUUCUUUAAAAUAAAAAUUUUUUUAAAUGACCAUUCUGUCUAAUGAAAAUUCAAGCAAAUAAUAAUUCUGUCAAAUUGGAUUUUGAUAAAACAUAAAUAGUUUGUUAAAUGAAAAUUCGUUUAAGAAACAAUUUUGUAAUAUAGAAAUUUGGUUAAAACAUAAUUCGAUGAAAUGAAAAUUCUACUGAAAGUAAAUUCGAGGUAAUGAAAUUCUUUUAAAUGUAUUUUCUAAAAAAUUUUAGAAUUUAUUCAAAUUAAAAAAUGAUUUUUAACUAUAUGUUUAUGACACAAAAUAAAAUAUAAUAAAAAUUAAUUUUAAUCAAUUUUGUAAUAGGGUCAGUUGGGGUAAAUGGGGACAAAAUCGCUUUUUUUUUUACAAAUUACGUAAGUUUCUUCCUUUAAAAUAUAUAAUAUUUGCGGGUUUAUAUUUUUUUAAGUUGUUAUUUACAUUCCAAGGAUUAAUUUUAUGCAGCAGAAAAAAUUUAGAUAAGCUUUAAACGCAUGAAACUGACUGUCCCCAUUUAAUUUCAAUUUCAAUUUCAUUUAUUAACGGGACAUGCCCUUUCGUACAAAAGUACUCCUAAAUUCUAAAAGUUACGUCAGUAACAAUACAAAAUAUAAAAUAUUAACUAAAUCUAGGUAGGCGCUAUAAUGGUUAAAGUUCAGUAUAAGUUUAUACAGUAAAGAAUAACAUAAAUCUAAUUACAUUAUUAUCAAAGGAGAAGAUUAAUUUUUGAUAAAUUGAAUCUGCUUUACCAUUAUAUCAAUUAAUUUCAAAAAUAAUUGUUAUUGUUCAAUAAUACUGAUUUUCUAUAAAUCACAAUGUCUACAUUUAGUUCUGUAUGUAUUUCCUUAAAUCAUUUUCAUAGAUAGAAAUAAAGUAAGUUUAUUUCAAGGAAGGGACACAACCUUGGGCACCAAGUGGGGAAAUCACUACAGAUUCUCCUUACAAAAAUUUAGAAAAUUUCAUAAAAUUUGGGGUAAAUGGAGACAGCAUAGUUUCUAAGGAAGUUUUAAGAAAAAAGUUUCCUUAAGUAUAUUACUCUAUUAAGGGAUGAAAAAACUUAAAAAAAAAUUUGUAGCAGAUAUAUAAUAGUUGAACCAAUUGAAAUUUUUUUUAUUUUUUUUUUAUUUCAGUAUUUUGUCUCGCAUUUGAA